This is a messenger RNA of Hyaloscypha bicolor E, 1956 nucleotides long. RefSeq lists its product as uncharacterized. Lineage: Eukaryota; Fungi; Ascomycota; Leotiomycetes; Helotiales; Hyaloscyphaceae. The transcript has 2 exons. Bases 1 to 1956 code for a protein of 651 amino acids. The record is from RefSeq and is a predicted model, not a curated record.
AUGCCAGAAACCUCACCCCCGCCAAGCUCGAGGCGGUUCUCACCGACCCCCGUCGAGUCAACGGUGAAGAAGAUCCGCCGAUUCGCUGUCGAGCCUGUGGAAACUACGACUCGAAGCAGUAAAAAGGAGGAUGUCCCGAAGCCGGGAGAUGCGGGUGUGGAGCGGAUGGACUUCGUGGCAAAGCAAAAGUUCCUGAUUGAGCCCGUCGAGACCACCUUCAAGAGCAGCGACCAAGCUGCGAAGGCCUUGCCCACACCCGAACCAACACCUGUCUCGAUCCCACAAAGCCCAUCACCCGAAGAGACGCCCAAGCCCAGGAGGAGAUUUGUUCCUGAGUUAAUUGAGACCACCAAAAGGUCAAAGAGGGCUGGUGACUCCAGACCAGCUACCUUGCCCACGGAUAAGACCGAUCUCACUCCAGGAGUACCAAAUAUCUACACCCGCCCAAAAAUACGAAAGCCCAAGGCGCCUCCUAAUUCCGCCCUUGCCGAAUCACGGUCCCCAAAUCUAUCUCCAAACCUAUCAAGUACCCAAAUACCCCCCUUGCCUCCCAGGAGACAGCCCUCCAUGCGGCCACAUCUAAAUACAAGACGAAGUACAAGGCAAAACUCUUUCCAGCCAGAGCUGGAAGACAUAGCGUCAUCGGAGUCGGAUUCACAGGGCAAUUCAGACGAUGAUGAUGGUACACAAGAGGACACACCAUCACUGUCAGGCUCACUUGGAUCAUCAGAAGAUUCGUUGAUGAGACUACAGCUGGCACGAACAAGGGAAAGCUGCGAUGACCGGUUUUCAGGUUACCUGCUUGCUCUUGCAGCCAAAGCUGCGGAGAAGCAGCUUCGAGAACAAGCUUUGGCUGCCUUCCCCAAUGAGUCCAUGCAUGAAAUUGUAGAACAUUUCUACGACAGAGAGGUGGAAGGGGCAUCAGAUGAGGAAUCCAUCGAAGGGAUUGGGCUUUUAGUCGAGGACACCGAAAUCAGCAAUCUACGACGAAAAUCUACGGAAGUUGGUUGGGCAGCAAAGGAGAUGCAAGAACAUCAUGAGAAGUUGAAUCGUCUCCGUGAGGACGAGACCAACAAGAAAAUCGCCGCCGAAGCCACGAAACCCACGUUCAAAGAUCCCUUCUGGACCAACGGCAUGACCGUCAAAAAUGCUGCCUUGGCCCGAGCCCAAGGCAAAGAACCCGUUGAUCCUCAAAAGGAAGCUGAGCUUGAUCGCAUGCGCUCGGCUGCGUCUCCACCUAUGCUUGGAGGCGAUUUGAUAUUUCGGAUGUGCCCAUCACCCAAAGCCACCAAAUUCGAGUCUGACCAAAGGAUCGAUAUCCAACCCAACCGAGUCGAUAACGGAGGUGGUCUCUGGGGUGGUUACUGUGUUGCAGAUGAAGUGGGCGAGUAUCUGAGUCCCAGUCUCCUUAGGCCCACGCUUAUCCAAACCCCGCAUGUCGAGAGAAGCGAAGACCCGUUUUCUUCCGCAUUCGCUAGUGAGGUGCCAGGAGACGCCAAAUCGCCUCGAACCACCAAUGGACAUGCACAUGAUGGUGGUCUUCGCAUGCUGGCUGGUAUCGACGAGAGACUAAAAGCCGAGGUUGUAAGGAGUAAAGCGGAGACAGUGCUCUUCGCGGAGUUUGAUGAUACGUUUGUGACGCAGGUAUAUAAUUACCUAUCACUUGGAUACCCGGCUCUCGCCCGCCAAUACGACGAGGAAUUGGCCCGCAUAUCUCGCAUUUCGCUAGAGGUGCUGAGAGCUGACGACGAGAAGAAGAAUGCUAAGGGCUAUAUUGGAUUGACUGAAGCCCCUGAAGGGUCUUUCAAGAGGGAGGGAAGCCAUGAGUAUGGCGCUAGAUGGAAAGCUCUCAGGGUAUAUAUCUUGGAGUGGGGCAGGCAGUAUCCCAGCAUGAGCAAUGGGGCUGCCCCUGCUGCUUGGGGCGUUAGGGCCAGAAGGGGUAGUUGGGCUAUUUGA